Molecule: messenger RNA, 5161 nt
Organism: Ostrea edulis (European flat oyster)
Lineage: Eukaryota; Metazoa; Mollusca; Bivalvia; Ostreida; Ostreidae
Product: SH2B adapter protein 1-like
Exons: 7
Coding region: 354-2222 (622 amino acids)
Biological process (GO): intracellular signal transduction
Cellular component (GO): plasma membrane
Molecular function (GO): transmembrane receptor protein tyrosine kinase adaptor activity
Source: RefSeq, a predicted model, not a curated record
GGGGGCAUGCUCAGUUUAAUUAGCUAAACAUUAUCAUAAUAUAAAUAAAUAACAAUCAUUCAGAUGUACUACUACUGUCAGAGUUCACAUUGCUAUGCUAAUUCAUUUUCACACUAGGCGUAACGCUAAGUAAAUUAAGUGUGGGAAAAUGAAAAUAAAAUUCAUUCAUAAAAAAUUGCCCGGAAGUAAUUAGUUGUCUGCGCAGCUGAGUUCACGCAGCAUAUUUGUGAUGUUUGUCUUCCGCUUAAGACCGAGAAUAGUACGUGUUUACAGACCGACAAGGUACAAUGAACAAUGAAGUCAUCCGUGGAUGAAAUCAUUCAGUCCUCAGCGAAAAUGAGACCCAAAUCUUAAUGGCCGCCCAUAACGGAGAAUUAGGAGGGUAUUUCUCCUCCUCCCGCACCGUGGGCUGGUGCGAGUUUUGUGAGAAUCAAGCCGUCACUGCCUCGGAACAAUUUGUCCGUAGCUUCCUGGAUUUCCAAAGAAAUCAGUACACUUCCGCGGAGUCUGUACCCCGUGACCCCGUGAUGUACGCCAGGAAGUUUGUGGAGUAUUUUCUGCAGAACUUCGAGCGACAGAUCAAAAGGACUUCUUACUACUUGGAGUCACAGACUCAGAUUAAAUCCACGUUUCAAGGCAGUGACCCACUCUUUUCAGGACUUUCUAAUGAGCAUCAUAAUCUAUCGCGAGAGUCCAGCUUUGCCUCACAGGCUUCCAGAUCCCCCACGAACGGUGCGCCACAUAAUCCAAUAGUGGAUGACUAUUCAGACAAUGUGACAACUGUCAACACGUCUGUUUCAUCUGACGUAAAGCCCAAGCAUGCCCAAAAAGAGAAAGGGUUUCUUCGUAGAUUUUCGUUUCGUAAACAUAAACGAUCAGUUAAACAUAACAGUGACGGCGUUGAAGUGACAGGAAAUCAUAGAAAGUUUAAGAAUAGUUCAAGGAAUAAGGGAGAUAAAUCUAAUGUUAGGUCCGAAAUUCAUAGUGAGGUAAAGCGAGAUAGCGUGGUAAAUGUCCUCACAGGCGAGGAUUCCAAAGGGAAGUCACGGUGGGAGAAAACGAGACUGGUGCUUAAAGAGGCGACAGGGGGAUCUUUGAUGGAGUUCUAUUCACCCCCAAAGUCAAUGAAACCAAAGGCGGGACUCUUCUGCUUUCUCAUUACUGAGGCAAGGGAGACAACCUCACUAGAAAUGCCCGACAACCACCAGCAUACGUUUGUUUUAAAGGGGCAGGGCACCAGUGAGUAUGUGAUUGAGGCCCAGAAUCAUGAGGACAUGAGAGCGUGGCUCUCUUUGAUUGGUGGGUGUAUCAGCCAACCCAGCACUCCGGCUGAGCCUGUGUCUCCUCCCCUGCGUACAGAGGACCUUGAUGACUCGAUCGGCCCAAUGCGACCACGACUGCCAACAGCUCCCAGCAGAUCCACAGGAGAUCGGAAGGAGAUGACUGCGUUACAGCGAAGCUCUUCCCAAGGCAGUCUGGGUAGUAACCCUCCCCCUGACAUCCCACCCAGGCCUCGCCCCAUCAGCAGCCACAGUGACAUCAUCCAGACACGAAUCUCCUCAUCAGAGGCUCUCAACAUGUCAUCAUCCCCUGGGAGGCUUCACAGUGACCUAGACUCAAGUCGAGACGAGACACAUGUGGAGCAGAUGUUAAGGGAAUAUCCAUGGUUCCACGGAACGCUGUCACGCUUAGAGGCUGCCCAGCUCGUCCUACAGCAGGGCCACCUCGGGCAUGGAGUGUUUCUUGUGCGACAGAGCGAGACCAGGAAAGGAGAAUAUGUCCUAACCUUCAACUUCCAAGGUCGUGCCAAGCAUUUACGGAUGACAAUUAACAAUGAUGGCCAGUGUCGAGUCCAGCAUUUGUGGUUCCAGUCAAUAUUUGACAUGUUAGAACAUUUCCGCACUCAUGCAAUUCCUCUGGAAUCAGGUGGCUCCUCAGAUGUCACUCUAACAGACUAUGUGGUGGCCAUGGAGCGUCCAAGAACACCUCAGAUGUUACGUGGUUCCCCAAGAUCAAGGGGCGGGGCUCUUGGCUCCAAUCCCAGUCUUGGGAGAAGCCCUGGCAAUGUGCCCAGCCCCAAUGAUCCAAGUGGCCGUGAAGUGGUGGUCAUUAGUGGGUCAGUGAGAGCAACAACAGAAUCCUUAGAGAAUGUGAUGCGAGAGCAGGCCCAGGGCCAAGGGCCUCACGGCAGGGCAGUGGAGAACCAAUACUCCUUUGUGUGAGAGCCCCCACAGUGUCCAUUAUUAACAUUCAAAGUCAUGACAGUGACUGCCAAUAAAAAUCAAAAUAGAGAUCAAAGGGGAAAAAAUUAAUUGAUGACAUGUUUGAUGUCAGAGUUUGAGGUUAUGGUGACCAUCUUCUUAGAUUGUGAAUGGCCCUGAGCCGACUUUGUAAUAAAGUUCUUGGGGCCAGCAAGAUUUGUUCUGUCAUCCUUGUGACAGCAGUCUAUUUUUACCGUACAUAAUUGUGAUAAUGUUGUAGAUCACUCUAUUUAAUGAGGUACUUGUUUUCGUUUGUUAAAUGUUUAUUUAGUUGUGAUUGAGUACACAUUUUAGAAAACUGCACAAUUCCAGAAUGCAUGUGUUACCAGAGCAUGUUUCUUUUAUAUUAUGUGAUCAUUGUUGUUAUUAACUUUUUAAAUAGAUCAGGAAUCAGCACUCAGUUUAAGAAAUCUUUAUUAGAUAUUGUAUGUUUUAACUUUGCAUGAUUUUAAUAAGGGAGAUAAUUUUAGAGUUUGAUGCUUUAUUUUAAUGUUCAUUUUUGCAACGUGGAAACCUUAAAACAGUUAUUUGUUAAAGUUAAUUUAUCUAGAUUAUGUCAUAUUUGUUUUGCUUUUUUUUCUAAUCGAAAAUGAAUGACACCUGAAUUGUUUGUAAAAUUAGAUUUGGAACAUUGUAUAAAGAUAUUAAACAUGAAAGGACAAUAGAUGAUAACAGCCCCUGUAAAGCUAAAAAGAAUUUAAAGGAAGACUAAAUCUUUUUUGCUUCAUAAAGGAGAUGGUGUACAAUGCUGUUUUACAUGAUUUGUAUCUAAUACAGUCAUUUGGACUACGUAGCUUCUAAAGUGACACAGUUUCUCAAUUUUAAUCAUUUGGUCAAAAUGCUCAUUAUGUGAAUGCUUGUCUUUCAGAAAACAUGGAGUGCAGCAUUGGGCAAACAAAAUUGUUCUAUCAUGUGAAUAUAGGAAAUGGAUGGUAUUAGCUCAAAGUUUGUUCAAGCUUGCUCUUGAUGUUUUGUAGAAGUAAAACUGCAUGAAAAAGACAUUUGAUAUCAUUGUACCAAAAAUAGCAGCAAAACAUCAUGUUUAUGAUGUCAUAAUUCCAGUUUUACAUCAUUUUGAUCAAACUUAGAAUAACAGUUGAGUUACAUCAAGAUUCUUUGAUUUUGAAACAGAACACAAAUUUUCAUUUUGAUGGACUAAUAUAGCCAUCAUCAUAUACAGUCCUUUGAUUAAAUUGUGUCUGUGGUUUAAUUGUAUUCACUUCGCUCUGUUCUACUGUGUUUAGGAAUCUUGUAAUACCAUUCUAGGAAUCUAGUUUUACGUAAAAUAUGUUUGCUAAUUCAGUAAAUCGGCAAAAUUGCUGUAUGCUAAUCCACAGCAAAAAUAAGCAGAUUCAAAAGGUUGAAGGAUUAAUUUGGAACUGUUCUUGUUUCAGACUUUCAUGAUUGAUUUCUUUGUGUAAGGAUUGAGGAUUGUUAAAGAUUCAAACUUCCUUUUAUAUUGAAUGUCUUUCCUGUGAGGAAAACUUUAAUACUCUGGUUUAAUAUUUUUGUUUAUAUGAGAUAAUUUGGUCGCCUUCCUUCCUGGUUGUGGUUCGUCAAUAGAAUACAAUCUCUAAAAUUAGGUAUUUCAAAACCAUACAUUUUUGAAGACCCUAUUUACAGUUCAGAUUAGAAUUUCAGAACUGUUUUGUCAUUAAAAGUGGACAAUGGUUUACAGUAUAUUUCAUGUAUACAGUGAAUCCACAUCUAAUUAAAUUUUACAAAUUGUAUAUACAGUAUCUUUGUCAUAAACUAUCAAGAACUGGAGAAUUGUCACCAAAUUAAUUAAAAUGUACAUGGACUGACUGAGUAACGUUUAUCAAGUUUUAGGGUAUUCAGUGUGUAACAAAAGGAGAUUGAACAAUUUUGAAUGAUUUAAAUCAAGAUAAAUAUUUAUUGUUAUAAUAAUAAUGAAAGUGAAAUAGUUCAAAUUUACAUGACUGGUAAAUGAUUAGAACAAUUUUGGAAGACCUACUCACCCUUGAUAAAAGUUGGAAAAAUCUAAUUUUCUAAAAAUGAUUGUGAUAAAUGAUUAAUUUCAGUUCAUAUUUUUACAAAGAGGUUUUUAUGAAAAUACGAUGUCUUAUAAAAAUAUUUUAAUAAGACAUGCUCUUCCUACAGACUUCAAUGUAAAAUUCAAGGUCAAAUAAAUCAAGAAGAAAUCAAAAUUUUGUAAAUUCCUAUAGUGGGUUAUUUUUAUUUCAUAAUCCCCUCAAAAAGACCCCAUGAUUACCAAAGUCACACCAUUCAUUUAUUAAAAAUGAAAUAUGUUCAUAAUACAUUGAAUACCUUAAAAACUUGUUAAGAGAUGGCAGUUUUUGUAAUUCUAAGAAUCCUUUACUGAACAGAAGUAGUCUCCUAUACAACGGCAAAUACUGGGAUAGUGUUUUCGCAUGUUUCAAAUGACGUAUUUUCAUGUCUUGUGUAAUAAUGAACAAAGAGUUGAAGUGGGUUUUUUAAUAUAUAUAAGAGCAGACCUUGUAGGUUUAUUUUUAGAAAUUUAUAAGUGUGUUAUUAAUUUAUAGCGAUGUUUGUUUAUAUGUGUGAAUGAUAAGUUUAUCAUGAUGUGUUCACUGACUUAUAAAAGGAAUGAAACAGGGAAUGGGAAGGUUACUUGUAUGGAAUAAAUGUGUGUCGAUUUAUAACAGAAAUUUAUUGUGAUUAACUUUAAUGAAAUCUGAAAUCCGAUUUUUAGGAUUUACAGAGUAUAUGGUGUUUGAGAAUGCGGAAUUUGUUGUUGACUAUUUACAAUUCUGUCGUGAUAUAUUGAAAUGUUUAAUGAUUUUGUGUAUGUGCUAUUGAAUGUUUUUGAUUGACAUCAAUUCUAUACUCUGUGUAGUACAAUGUACUAUCUAUUGUAUCAAAUAAUGAUAACAAAAUAAAAAGAAAUGGAAAUAGCA